Molecule: messenger RNA, 1446 nt
Organism: Seminavis robusta
Lineage: Eukaryota; Bacillariophyta; Bacillariophyceae; Naviculales; Naviculaceae
Source: the annotation of a GenBank genome assembly
AUGGAAUCCACAAGCGCCUCGAAGAAACGCAGCUCCGACGAAGACGACUUUGAAAUUUUGCGUCAGUACAUUCUGGCGUGUCCCUUGUUGCCAGGAAAGCCCGAGGAGAAUCCAGCAGUCAAGGCGGCCCUUGCGGGGAUCGACAGCGAAUUGAAACGACGUGAACGUGAUGCCAAACUGCAGAAAAAGUUUUCUGGCGUACCGUCUACCAAAGCGUCUUCCACCACCGCAGCAACAAAACCCACCUCGUUUAUCGAAGACGAAUGGCAGAGCAUUGAUGCCAGCGAUCGAAAGCACCCUUCCACCAACACAACGCCAUCAGAAGAAGAGGAAGUGGAAAUCAUCAAUGUAGACGAUGACACUGGUGUCUUUGGCAAGAAACUGGCAGAAGCGGCCAUUGCUGCCAUGGCUAAUCGAUCACAAGCGAUAGCAAAAACUCCUGUUGCUGCGAUUGCUCUGGCCUUGCACUCUGCAAUGAUGUCAGAUGACGUCUUGGGAUUCGCCACAAUGAACUCAACUGACGAUGGCACCAAGGCAAGCAAUAGUGGCUUUGCUGCUCCGAUUCGAGAGCUGCCCAAGACACAGUUCCUGCCCAAGGAGUGGGACAAAAACGCCAAAAGCAUCAACAGCAGCACACAGAAGGUGGUUCUUCGAUACCGAAAAAAUGGCACUGGUUCCGUGCUGCUCAAAGUGGAAGCUCUGGAACAAACAGAUUCUGCCGAAGAGCAGCAGAUCUGUGUCCAGCUACUACCAGCCAACAACAAAGAACCACCCAGUCAGACACUCACAUUUCCUAUCAAUCGACACAUCAAUUUGGACUCCAUGAAUGCGGCGCUGAAAUCACCCGAUGGAAGAAUGGGGGUUCAUCCUGCACUUCAUUACAAAGCUCUUCCUGAUCUGAUGAAUUCUUUCGCAACCUCUUUCGAUCUUGGAAGUAUCGCAGACGACAAAAAGGCAUCAGACCAGCCUCCUAAUAGUGGGCCAAAGUUCCUCAGUCCACCCGUCCACGCGACCUACAAGGACUCAUGUGGCUUUCAGGGGCAUAGUAACAACAACAACAAUCCAGACUUGGGUAGACCAAUCUAUACUGGCGACCGAAACAUUCCCACAGUCAGCACAGCGUUCCCUCCAUUGCGGCCACAAUUUGUGGGGGAUUUCUCGGGUGACUUGGUGCCCACGGGAGGAUUACACGGGAUGCCAAACAUGGGACCUGGAAAUAUGAUGGGUCCCAAUCAUCCUGCCUUUCGUGGCGGUGGCAUGAGCGGCGUCGAUAACAGUUCCGGAUUUGGGAUGAUGCCCCGAUUUGACCCUUUUGGACCUCCUGGUGGGCCCCAAGAAAUAAACAAUGGACGUGGCGGACGACCCGUUCCGCCGCACAUUCAAGGCAAUCCAAACAAUGACAUUUUGCGUCCUCCCAAUACCUUCAACUCGGACAUGUAUUCCUAA